Achroia grisella is the source of this 1668-nucleotide messenger RNA. It is a transcript of the gene Sdc, whose product is annotated as syndecan. The record is from RefSeq and is a predicted model, not a curated record. Gene Ontology annotation, biological process: cell migration. Bases 422 to 655 code for a protein of 77 amino acids. The transcript is spliced from 5 exons. Gene Ontology annotation, cellular component: cell surface; membrane. Lineage: Eukaryota; Metazoa; Arthropoda; Insecta; Lepidoptera; Pyralidae.
AAGCACUGCCACGGUUCGGUUAAAAAUUAUAAAUAAUUCACACAUAAUCAGGCCUAAAAAAGAUAUUCCAGGAUAAGAAUUUCAAUACCAGUAAACGAACAGUGUCCUCCCCACGCAAGACCGAACACCGGAAUACAUAGACGAUGAUGGAUCAGGCCUAGAAGACGAGAGCUCCGGCUCGGGUUGGGGUGCAGGCCCAGGAGUCGACGACGAAGACGGCCGAGGAUCAGCUCGUGGGGGCAAACAACCGGGUGAAGGUAACGCAGAAGUGGUCGUCGGUGGCGCGAGGGAGACACCCUCGCGCCCAGAUCAGACUGACAUCAGCAUUUCUGGAGAAGACACCAGUCCUGACGCUGAUCACGUGCCGGCCGGAUCAAAUAUAGAGUCGGAAUCGCGGCCAGCAGAUACCGACGUCUUCAUCAUGAAUGCCAAACCGGAGGACAGAGCCACCAGCUUCUUCGCGCAGCCUGGCAUUCUCGCUGCUGUAAUCGGAGGCGCCGUGGUUGGACUGCUAUGCGCAAUCCUAGUAGUCAUGUUCAUAGUGUAUCGUAUGCGCAAGAAGGACGAGGGUUCGUAUGCCCUCGACGAGCCGAAGAGAAGCCCCGCCGCCGCUUCCUACGGGAAGGGACACAAUAACCGGGAGUUCUAUGCGUGAGACGACACCGAAUCGACAACACCACAAGUUUAUUAGUCGACCCGCCCACCGAGAUUGUCGACCAAUGGACGCGUCUCGUUUGGACCGUUACUUUUUAAAAUUUUGAAUGUUGGUACUACGUUCCAUUUCACGCACUUUUCGUUAUGCAAAUAAUCACUUAUUUCAUUAAUGUGGCGAAAUUUUAUAUGUGGCUUUGUGCGUGAAUACCACAUUCUAAGAUGAAUACUGUUUUACAAUACAUUGUUUCAAUACGAACAUACAAUGUACGGAUUGUACUGCAAUACGUACAAACCUAGUACAUAUAGUAAGGUUUGUCUCAUCGAAGAGUUAGAAUGCAAAUUAAGGGGCAGUGAAAUGUUAAAAUAAAUCAAUCUAAUGACCAAAUUUUGUAUGUAAAUUCGUGAGUUGAUGUUUUGUGUAUGGACUAGAAAAAAUAAGGCUUCACACCUUGUAAUCAACAAGUGAAGCACUGAUUAAUGUGACUAUGACAACUCGCUAAAUACUUACCUAUUACUGCGUUUUCAUCAGAAUACAUGCGACAAAACAUGUUGUAUUUACAACAUAUUUUUAACAAGAAUUUUAGUGGCAAUACUUGUGUCAAUUAUCAUUUUGUGCUAUUUGAUGAUGUUUCUCAAUAUAUGUAGUCUUUACAAGCGUUCUACAUGUGUUAUACAUGUAUAAAGUAAAAUGUUUUUGGUGAAAACGCGGUAUUACACAGACACGAUACAUAACAAAUAUACAUACCGGUAAAUAAUUUGAACACGGUUUCCUGCGUCAAAAUCGUCUAUAGCUCAAACUUCACUGAUUGUGGUGUUGUUCAAUUACUUUGCUGUGAACUAUGCUGAUAUUGACACUGAGUAUUGUUAAAUUUAGAAUACAUGUAAACAAAAUUUAAAAUACUCAAUGACUAAUACGAUGGUAGAUGCUUCACUUGUAUAUUACGCGGCUUCAUUGUUUUUUCUCGUCCAUUUUGAGUAACAGUUAUAUCCAUGUAAAUUUGCAAGCUUCGAGAC